AUAUAAAUCCUUUUUAUGAAUUUAUAUAGACAUAUGACGUUAGUUAUUAAUUGAAAUAUAUUGAAAAUUGAGUGACUGGAUUCCUUAUUGAUUCCUAGUCGUCAUUAUAUUACAUGAAUGGGAGCACUUCUAUCCCUCUUACGUUCGGACUACAGUGGAAGCAGGAAACAUCCGAAAAAAAACCGUUCCCCAGGGAGUGAAACUCGAAGUACUCGAUCGACAGAUGGAAAUUUCAGCGAUUCAACACUAAUGCGUGAGCGUGAACGAUCAACUCGAGAAGUCAUCUUUCCUGAUUCCUUUGAAGUUUUACCACAACCUCGUGACCUUACAUACGUUGGAGUACCUCAUGAACAGCUACGCAAAUUCCGUUGUCGUUUUUGUGGUAAAGGAUAUAGAUGGAAGAGUACAAUGCGUCGUCAUGAAAUGGUUGAAUGUGGUGGCAAACCACCAGCUUUUCAAUGUCCUGAAUGUCCUUACAAAGCACGUCAGCGAGGAAAUUUGACGGUACACUACAAGAGACAUCAUCAGAAAGUGGGUUACGAUGAAGGCUCUCAAGGUUCUCGAGAUUAAAAAUAAAAACGAGUGCUUUUACUGGUACUAUCAUGUGAAAAAAAAGUAAGAAAAAUAUGUCAAAUAUUUUAACUGAAUUAUAUUCUAAGUGGUUACUUGGUAAAGAGAAAAUUUUGCUUCAGUUAAACCGUCCAUGCAGUAAGUAAAUGUUACUCUGGCUCUAAUAUCCAUCGUGACAACUCGAGACGGUAUUAGAAGUGCUACCACAGUACUCUUAAUCAGUUCACUUAACUUACCUACCUCAUUUUGCUUUUUCUUUCUAUUUUUUUAUGUUUAUUUAACGAAAAAAUGCUCAGAUUUUUAUUAUUUGCAGUCAUGAAAAUACUCCAGCCAGAGAAAAAACAUUUAUUUUCAUAACAAUUUAGUAUUUCUAAUUUUUUUAAGCAUUAAAUUUAUUUUUAAAAAAAUAUGGUAGGAACAGUAGAAGCACAUGUUUAGGGCUAAAAAUUUUUUAUAAUUUUUAUUACACGGGUUUGUUACC
This is a messenger RNA of Chelonus insularis, 1051 nucleotides long. Its product is annotated as zinc finger protein 524. The transcript is spliced from 2 exons. Gene Ontology annotation, biological process: regulation of transcription by RNA polymerase II. Gene Ontology annotation, cellular component: chromosome. Gene Ontology annotation, molecular function: chromatin insulator sequence binding. The record is from RefSeq and is a predicted model, not a curated record. Lineage: Eukaryota; Metazoa; Arthropoda; Insecta; Hymenoptera; Braconidae. The coding region runs from base 118 to 570 and encodes 150 amino acids.